GAGCUGAUUAUUAUUGCCACUUUGAAAUAAUUAUUAAAUUACAAAAUGAACGUUAUUAUUACUGCACUAGCAAUUUGCACUGUGUGUGCUUUUCCGGGCGUCCAUUGCACAUCUAUGGGGCUCGAAGAAAGACUUGAGUUUAUGGAACAGCAGGUGAAAAUACUCCAAGAAAAAGAUAUUGUCCAAGGGGAGUCAAUGGCAAAACUGCACGAGACUGUCAACGACCAGUCUUCUAAAAUAGCAAGAUUGGAACAGAACGAUAUUCAACAGCGACGCAAGAUCGCCUAUCUUGAAACUACACUGACCAAUAAUUUAAAACAAAAAAGAUUUGUAAUGGACGGAACCGAAGGACCUGUCGCGUUUACUGCUCUCAAAAUGAAUACUCAAUCCAACAUGGCAAAUGGCAAGACUAUCAUUUUCGAAAAAGCUGUUCUGAACGUGGGGAAUGCCUAUGACCCACCUACAAGCGUUUUUACCAGUCCCCAGACCGGAAUCUACCUUUUCUCGUCGACUCUGGUCAACAGACCUCAGAAUAUCUCGCUGCACGCACAGAUAGUGACGGAUGGUCAAAAGGUAGCCAUGAUUCACUGCUCGGAUGAGACCACGUACGACCAGGGAAGCCAGACGGUCGUUAUUCAAGUAAAUGCUGGCCAACGCGUCUGGAUCAAAACCGUCGACUACCAAAACGAAAUUGUCCACGGCGACGCAUAUUCUACGUUCGCCGGAUACCUGCUUUGGCCGUUGUAAUUUCAGGAAAUAAAUACAUUUACUAUGUACAUUCGAGAUAGUGAAGUAAAAAAACUUUCUAUGCUAA
Messenger RNA from Mya arenaria, 814 nucleotides. Its product is annotated as cerebellin-1-like. NCBI's taxonomy places the organism in Eukaryota, Metazoa, Mollusca, Bivalvia, Myida, Myidae. Gene Ontology annotation, molecular function: protein binding. The record is from RefSeq and is a predicted model, not a curated record. The coding region runs from base 46 to 747 and encodes 233 amino acids. The transcript is spliced from 2 exons.